Elaeis guineensis (African oil palm) is the source of this 505-nucleotide messenger RNA. Lineage: Eukaryota; Viridiplantae; Streptophyta; Magnoliopsida; Arecales; Arecaceae. The record is from RefSeq and is a predicted model, not a curated record.
AUGAUCCAGGAACGGCUUCGUACAGCUCAGAGCAAGCAAAAGAGUUAUGCUGAUAAUAGAAGAAGGGAGCUAAAAUUUCAAGUAGGCGAUUAUGUUUUUCUGAGAGUUUCUCCCACUAAAGGUAUCAUGAGAUUUAAAGUUCAUGGUAAGUUGAGUCCAAAGUAUAUUGGCCCUCUUGAAAUUUUAGACAGGAUUGGAGAGGUUGCAUAUGGGUUAGCAUUAUCGCCGGCUUUAUCUGGUGUACAUAAUGUGUUUCAUGUAUCAAUGUUGAGAAAGUAUAUUCCAGAUCCAAGUCAUGUGGUGAGUUAUGAACCUUUGCAUCUUCAGAAGGAUCUGACUUAUGAAGAAUAUCCAGUACGGAUUGUUGACAAGAAGGAUCAGGUGUUACGACAUCGAAAUAUUCCUUAUAUGAAGAUCCAAUGGAGUAAUCAUAGUGAGAGAGAGGCUACAUGGGAACUCAAGACAGAAAUGACGGUCAAGUAUCCACAACUCUUCGAAAACUCAG